AUGGAGACUGACACCUCGGAAGGUAUACCCGCCAACACUUCAAGCUCACAACCGGUUAAUCCAUUCAACCUGAUGCCUCGAACACUGGGCAAUGUAUUUCGUCGGUACAGCUUUUCUAAUACGAAUGCCACACCGGCCGAGCCAAGCUCAAUGCAUGGUCAGGCGAGUCCUGCAUCAAGCGGCAACCACUCAGCAACAUACCAGCCACCGGCAUCGCCCUCGGUGCAUAGGACACCGCGUUCUUCUCAUCGUUCAGCGACGUUUUCAUUUCCGCCACGGGCUCAAAAACACGAGGACAGUUGCAACCCAGCGAAUGAUCGCAUAUCAGCGCCAGCAUCAGAAUCAAGAUCCGGUUCCGACUCGCUCGACUUGGCAUUAACAGAAGCUGCUAGUACUCGUCGAAUGAAGAAAAUUCGGCUUACGCCAAUCAUCGAUUCGACCCGACCGCUCAUGUUCUUUCCUGCAGAACUUGAGCUAUUGGAGGGCGGCCCCGCGGUCCAGAUCGGUCGUUACUCUGAAAAGUGCUUGGAGCUUGACGCCGACAACGCCUCAGAGCCGCCUUAUAAUGGUGCAGACUCGGUUUCAUCGAAAGCGACCGCAGCUAAACAAGUUAUGAAAAAGCCUGUUAUUAUUGGCCGGCAUAAAACCUACAUCGCAUUCCAAAGUAAAGUCGUAAGUCGCCAGCAUGCGGAAUUGUGGUGUGAUCUUUCGGGACGUUUGUUUCUUCGCGAUACCAAGUCGAGCAGCGGUACAUUUGUUAAUCGCACCAGACUGUCGCCUCCGGGUGUUUUCAGCCGGCCAUACGAGUUGAAAGAAGGGGAUUGGAUCCAGUUCGGAAUUGACUUUCAAGGUGGCACUCAAGACUACUACCGAGCUAUUAAAGUGCGCUUUGAAUCGAACUAUAAACUAGACGUACGGCCGACUGAGUAUGGCAACAAUGUGCUUCGAAAGCUUCAGCGCGAGAGUCCUCCAAAGACAUCUUCGACAUCAAAAUCCGACGCACCUCAGCAUAACAACCCUGGCCUAAGUGAGUGUUGUAUUUGCCUGCUCAAGAUACGAGUCAGCCAGGCGCUCUUUAUUGCUCCUUGCUCACACAUGUUCCAUUUUAAAUGUAUUCGACCAAUGAUCAUGCUUCAUCACCCAGGCUUCUCUUGCCCUCUUUGCCGCUCAUUUCAUGAUAUGGAUGCGGAUCCCCAAGAUGAUACGGAUGAGGAAAACCACCUCACACAACCUAACCCGAACUCGAAAAUCGUUACGGGCAACUUCCCACGACCUUCCAAGCUUCUACCUCUCCCCCCUGAUGUGCGCGUGUCUGAGGUUCGCGAGACGUUGGAAACGAAUGCCGAUGUAACGACAAUCGAAUUAAAUGACAUGGCCUCAUUCAUCUCAGACCAAAGCAACAAUGUAUUAGAUGAUACGCAUGACAAUGCAUUCUCGACACCACUUCUUGAGCCUAGGACACUUGGCCAAAAUGAUUCAGCCGAAGGCUCAUCAGUGUAA
Malassezia globosa CBS 7966 is the source of this 1500-nucleotide messenger RNA. RefSeq lists its product as uncharacterized. Gene Ontology annotation, molecular function: protein binding; ubiquitin protein ligase activity. The record is from RefSeq and is a predicted model, not a curated record. Gene Ontology annotation, biological process: ubiquitin-dependent protein catabolic process; protein K48-linked ubiquitination. The transcript has a single exon. Gene Ontology annotation, cellular component: cell division site; cytosol; ubiquitin ligase complex. NCBI's taxonomy places the organism in Eukaryota, Fungi, Basidiomycota, Malasseziomycetes, Malasseziales, Malasseziaceae. Bases 1 to 1500 code for a protein of 499 amino acids.